Molecule: messenger RNA, 1038 nt
Organism: Penicillium taxi
Lineage: Eukaryota; Fungi; Ascomycota; Eurotiomycetes; Eurotiales; Aspergillaceae
Exons: 2
Coding region: 1-1038 (345 amino acids)
Source: RefSeq, a predicted model, not a curated record
AUGGGAUCAGUCCCUGCUAUGAUCAAUUCAUGCUCACGUAACUUCGCUCCUCAUCCCCAUCUGCAUACAAAAUACAUCCUGCGUACAGAAUACAUCAUUAUUCAGUAUUGUGGCCAUCCGCUUCAAGUUCACAUUAGUUGUUCCCGGUCUCAACCUCUCUCUAGUCGCACAAAAUCACAACUCAGCGCUGUUGGGAGUUUCGUCAUCAUGCGGAACGUGAUAAUUCUCCAUGGAAUCACUGGUGAGAAUCUGGGUGCUUUCGACCAACGUGGAUCAAUUAUCAAGAAAGUAUUUUUCGAUAUGCUCGAUAUCAUACUAGAGAAGACAGCCCCUACUGUCUUUGAAGCAACCACCGGAGCUCAGCUCCAUCCGACUCGUCAAAUUCUUGACCAUGGAACAUACAGUGUUUUUCCCACAUCAGGCGAAGUCCUCCUUACACGUGAAGUUUCUUUCAGACGCCUACCUUCAAGAAACAAUACUCCAAUAGAAGAAGCUUUCCAAGUCGGGUUACGAAUCAGAGACGGCAAAUGCAUGAUUUCCCUCAAGGUAAACCCAAUGGUCGGUGAUCCUGGUGACAGCGAGGAGUGGGACAUAUUUGAAGGGGAUUUCUCAUGGUUCAUCACCACUACCAAUACUAAUAAUCAUCGCGCGGAUAUGAAUUCCAUCCAGAAUGGGCUCCUUCUUAAAGGAGACGUUCAUAAACUCUUUGAUAAGUUCAUUAUCAUAGUCAACCCUGAUGAUAAUUAUCGAGUAAUCGACUUCAAAGGCGACCGUGAGGAAGUUGAUGGGAAUAUCCUCGAUCCGGCCUGCAGAGUACCUAGUGACCCCGACCGAGUAGCAGAUGGCUUACUUCGUUGGCACUUUAGACAGGCGGUCCUCGCCCACAUGAAGGCGGGUGCAGGCGUGCCUGUGUGGGAGACUGACUUCCCCCCCCCCCCCCCCCCCAAGGGUCGGAUAUCGUCGGCGAAAUUUUGUCCGGCCCAAUGGGUGGAGAACGAAUGGAAGCAGAGUUGCUCCAAAGAUUUCACCACUUUAUGA